UGCACUCAUCACCUUUCUCUUUCUCUCUCUGUAGAGGUCCUCUUUCCUUUCUUUCUUCCGUUUAUCGAGGUCCCCUCACACUCCGAACCCUAGCAGAGGUGAAGAGAACAAAAGGUGUUUUUUUCUUCUUGGAAACCACACAAGCUCCUGAGGCCGAGGAAAAAUGGAUCCCCUGAGGCUGAAGCAACAGCAACAGGCCCUGAUGCAACAAGCUCUCCUCCAACAACAGUCUCUCUAUCACCCUGGCAUCUUGGCACCUCCUCAGAUAGAGCCAAUCCCAAGUGGAAAUCUGCCUCCUGGUUUUGAUCCAAGUACUUGCCGCAGCGUGUUUGUGGGAAACAUCCAUUCUCAAGUGACUGAACCACUACUACAAGAGGUUUUUGCAAGUACUGGUCCUGUGGAAGCUUGCAAGCUUAUUAGAAAGGAAAAGUCAUCAUAUGGGUUCAUUCACUACUUCGAUCAUCGAUCAGCUGCUCUUGCUAUAUUUUCUCUAAAUGGAAGGCAUUUAUUUGGACAGCCUAUCAAGGUCAAUUGGGCAUAUGCUAGUGGUCAGAGAGAGGAUACAUCAGGUCACUUUAAUAUUUUUGUUGGGGAUCUCAGUCCUGAGGUUACUGAUGCAAUGCUGUUUGCAUGCUUCUCUGUCUAUCAGAGUUGUUCGGAUGCGAGGGUUAUGUGGGAUCAAAAAACAGGUCGUUCAAGAGGAUUUGGGUUUGUUUCAUUCCGAAACCAGCAGGAUGCACAAAGUGCAAUUAAUGACUUAAAUGGAAAGUGGCUUGGCAGUCGGCAGAUCCGUUGUAACUGGGCAACGAAGGGUGCUAGUAGCAACGAUGACAAGCAAAGCUCAGAUGCUAAAAGUGUGGUUGAACUAACCAAUGGUUCAUCAGAGGAUGGUAAAGAGACCACCACCAAUAAUGAGGCUCCAGAGAAUACUCCUCAAUAUACUACUGUUUAUGUGGGCAAUCUUGCUCCAGAGGUCACUCAACUUGAACUCCAUCGUCACUUCCAUGCUCUUGGUGCUGGGGUGAUUGAGGAGGUUCGGGUUCAGCGUGACAAAGGCUUUGGCUUUGUUAGAUACAAUACACAUGCUGGGGCUGCUUUGGCUAUUCAGAUGGGGGGCACUCAAUCAUUUCUAUGUGGAAAGCAAAUUAAGUGCUCUUGGGGCAGCAAACCUACACCACCUGGGACAAGUUCAAAUCCACUUCCCCCACCUGCAGCUGCACCUUUACCUGGUUUUUCAGCAAUUGACCUUUUAGCUUAUGAGAGGCAGUUGGCUAUGAGCAAAAUGGGUGGCGUUCAUGCCCUAAUGCACCAGCAGGGACAGCACCCUCUCAAGCAGGCAGCAAUGGGAGUGAGUGCUGCUGGAGGCAGCCAGGCUAUAUAUGAUGGUGGCUUCCAGAAUGUUGCUGCUGCCCAGCAGCUAUUGUACUAUCAGUAAUAAAAAUAGAGUUCGUGUGAUAAUAUCCUUAAUUCCUCUGCAUUGGCAUGUUUUAUUUGAGUUAUAAACAUUUAGGAGGCACUGCUUUUAUCUAUAGCCAUGUGUUUGUCUAUUGCAUCCUUUACCUAUUUCGACAUUCUAUUGAGUUCUAAACACGGUUAGGAAGCUUCUUAAUAUAUUUUCGCCUAUAUAUUGCAUACAGUAUCAUUGGAUAUAUAUAAACCUUUCUCUGGAGGUUACUUC
This is a messenger RNA of Hibiscus syriacus, 1678 nucleotides long. Its product is annotated as oligouridylate-binding protein 1B-like. Bases 164 to 1435 code for a protein of 423 amino acids. The transcript is spliced from 12 exons. The record is from RefSeq and is a predicted model, not a curated record. Gene Ontology annotation, molecular function: mRNA binding. Lineage: Eukaryota; Viridiplantae; Streptophyta; Magnoliopsida; Malvales; Malvaceae.